Serpula lacrymans var. lacrymans S7.9 is the source of this 2401-nucleotide messenger RNA. RefSeq lists its product as uncharacterized. Bases 1 to 2214 code for a protein of 737 amino acids. The record is from RefSeq and is a predicted model, not a curated record. Gene Ontology annotation, molecular function: nucleoside diphosphate phosphatase activity. Lineage: Eukaryota; Fungi; Basidiomycota; Agaricomycetes; Boletales; Serpulaceae. The transcript has 3 exons. Gene Ontology annotation, biological process: nucleoside diphosphate catabolic process. Gene Ontology annotation, cellular component: membrane.
AUGCCACCCCCCACUUCUGCUGAUUCCUGGCUAGCUGCUCGGAGGUUUGGAAUAGUCAUUGACGCUGGAUCGUCAGGUUCCAGGCUCCAAAUUUACAGCUGGAAAGACCCCUCCGUCGUUCUCAAAGAGCAUGGAGAUGAUGUCCGCCGUACACUGCCAAAGGUCGACAAAGGUGUCAAGGAAGGAGAAGAAUGGAUAACAAAGGUCGAACCAGGCAUUAUCGCUGUUAUCUUAGGCCUCUCAUCUUUCGCAGACAACCCCGACGGCGUUGCAUCCUAUCUCGCGCCUCUACUUGAACAUGCGCGCUCGCAUAUACCCCCCUCUUUAGAGUCAGAGACACCACUGUUCUUACUCGCGACGGCAGGAAUGCGUUUACUGACGCCCAUACAGCAAGCGCGCAUAAUUCACUCAGCAUGUCAUUACCUCAAGGCAUCAUCUAGUUUUCGCAUAGAUGACUCCUCCCCAGACGGACCCUGUGGCUCGAGUGUACAAAUCAUCACAGGUGAAGAGGAGGGAUUAUAUGGCUGGAUAGCCGUGAAUUAUCUUAUGGAUGGAUUUAAUGGCCAGAACGAGAACCGAACAACAUACGGAUUCCUGGAUAUGGGCGGAGCGUCGACUCAGAUUGCCUUUGAGCCCAGCCCAGAAAGUCGAGACAACUCUCAUAACCUGGUCGACGUGCGCCUUCGUCUCCUUGGAGGUGAAGAAAUAAAGCACCAAGUUUUUGUGACUACCUGGUUAGGAUACGGAACCAACCAGGCUCGGGAGCGGUACAUCGCUGCAGCGAUUAAAGAAUACGAGCAGAAUCGUCUCGACAGUUCAUCGUCUAUUGGUUCCUCUGAAAGGUUUUCUAUUGACGACCCAUGCCUCCCCAAGGACCUCGAACUCUUAGAAUAUCCGCUACAGCCAGAAGGUUCCUCUCAGUCGGUAACUCCUUACAAACUAGUCGGAACGGAUUUCUCGGUGUCGCAUUUCAUUGGCGUAUCGGAAUACUGGUACUCUUCAGAGCACGUUUUCGGACUAGGAGGACCAUACGAUUUCGUACAAUACGAACGCGCUGCAUCUGAUUUCUGUGGUCGUGAUUGGACAGGAAUAGUGAAACAGCAUGAGACAUCUCGACAACAGGGAAGGAUUGGAGGAGAUGGGGAGGUCAUGGAGGAUGGACAGGUUGUUAAUACGGGAAUAUGGGGCGACAAAGUAGAAAUAUCGCGGCUGGAGAUGCAAUGUUUCAAAGCAGCCUGGGUGGCUAACGUGUUACAUGAAGGAAUUGGCAUUCCACGCAUCGUAGACCCUGGUGGAAACACGACUACUGCUGGAGACAAAGUCGCACAACAGGCAGAGAGCAAAGGUCUCGGACGACCAGUUUUCCAGUCAGUUGACACUGUUGGUGACAUUGCUAUAAGCUGGACUCUGGGUAAAAUGGUUUUGGAAGCAAGUAAGGAAGUCCCUCCAGCGUCCAGGUUAGACAGACCCUUGGUGGACCCUGUAGAUGAUAUACCUGAAAGCCCUAAUCCACCCAUUAAGCCCAUCCGACCACCACUCCUCGAUUUGGACGCUAUUGAGGACCAUCUGUCACAACAUCUCCCUCCUUCAUUAUCACGUGAAUCACUAGGGUUCUCGCCUGUCGCCUUUCUGUUCUAUGUAGUCCUUCUGUUCGUCAUUUUCUGCAUGACUUAUCGCUUACGACAUUAUCUGCGGCUUAAUUUGCGACGUCUUAUUCGUGGGCCUUUCAAGAGAGACUACGAGGAGGUGUACUCGAUGGAGGAAGGUGGAAGAUCUACCCCGCCCUCUCCAACUUCGUGUUUGCCACCAACACUAACUCGAACCCUCCGACGUUUCUCGUUACUUUCUUCUGGUAAUCGCCCAAUACCUUCUCGUCCGCGUCUUGUUCCAAUAUCUACCGUGAGCCCCAAAGGCUCUUCUUGGAACACCCAUACUUCCCCUUACAACUCACCUACACACUCUACAUUCCACUACCAAGAUGGCGCAUCUACCACAACGUCCUCGCAGUACAUCUCCCGCUCCUCGUCCCCCACAGUCGGCUUUAACGACGACAACAUCCUGUCAAACAGCAUAUCUUCACUGACUUCUAUGACCACGCGCUCCCGCAACUCUUCGCAACUAAAUCUCACGACGCUCGUUCCACGCCAGACGCCUUUAUCGCGGGCGAAUAGCAUGCUUCAAAUUCCUCCUGGGGGAUCAUUCCGCGAUGAAUGAUUUGCGAUCUACACGAUAUGAUAAUUCUAGUUUCUUGCCUUUGCUUUCCUGACGAACAUUUUCAACAUUUUGUUUGCAAUGGCAGCGGACCCUGGUUUUUGCCUCGUAUGUACAUUUUCGAACCUUUUUUCCAUAGAAAAAAUUCCCAAGCUAUUCUACUUAUCGUGCAACGCAACUACUACUCUCC